AUGACUACACAAUAUGAGAAAUCCGAUUAUUAUGGCAAGCUCAGUGGUAAAGUGACGACCGACGACUGGGAUAUUCUUGUGUCAUAUACACGGCAAAAGCUGAACCACCUGCUGGACCAAACCUGGGGCACAAAGCCACUACUCCAAAAUGUCAAGUUUACGAGUAAGCCGUAUAUUCCAGGCGUCGAUGUCACAGAGGACUACGACUUCGCUCUCGCCUCUCCCGUACUGAACUUUGGGUACCUGGACGGGAACCCAAGGGCACUCCUAAAAAUGGGAUUCUCUGGAUCAGUAACCAGCACCGUGAAGCCUAACAAACCAGUCACUACCCCAAUUCCAGCCGACGUCUAUUUCUUACAGAUAGGUGUCCCCCUUGCGUCUUUCAGUGCUGAAGAGGACAAGUUCUAUGAAGGCAAAGACGUGGUGGAAUUUGAAUCCAGUAAGGAGGCCGAGCACCAUAUAGUCUUCCAUUUCCAAAAUGAAGACGCCACAUCCUGGGAUUUCACUGCCGACGAAACUAAACCGCAUCCGCUGCUGGAAAAUCUUCUAAAGGCUAAAGGGGAUAUCGCUACUUGGUUCGGGUCCCAGUCCCACGUAGCAUGGGUCGAGUACGCUGUCAAUAAAAUAUCAAGCAAAAAGGAUCCCACUUCCGUCCUCCUCCGGCCAAAGUCUUAUAAAUUUAUAAUCGCAGAAGAUACCCUAUGCGUGUUUAUCCAAACCGAAGGCAGCGGAAAUCCACAAGGAAACACCCAAGGUACCCGAUUCGGUCGAAAGUACGACCACUUCGACUUCAGUCCAAUUCCAAAAGAUUAUACAGGCUCCAUCAUCCUCUCAAGGGACGUGUUUUUUCAAAAAUUUAUAUGGACGCAGAUCCAAAACAUUCUCCCCGGUGGUGUAGUCGACAAGACCGCAGGAGCCGGCGCGAAACUCGAAUUGCGUCCUACGGGCCUUUUGAACUCUGGAGGAAGUGCUUGGAUUGGCCAGUGGUUCUGUACCCUUGAAGCCAGCAAGAUCGACUGUACGGAUCAUCCUCUUACGAUUGAAUUUUUCGAUGAAGCCCCAUUUGAUAAGCCGAAAUAUAAAUGGUCAUGGACAUUUUCAGGGAAAUUUCCCUUUAUCGAGAAUGAUAAUGUUAUUCACAUCACUUUAUCGUGUGAAAUCCCAACGAAAACUAAAACCCUUGCAACUGUUGAGGGCGACACGAUGAAAUUCACCCUUGCGUUUGAAUCUGCGGAUCAACCUCCUACCAAGUCUGAUAUAGACAUUAGCCCAAUAAAGGCAGAAAUCAACUUGCCGACCUUCACCGUGGACUUGCCUGAAUUAAACUUCUUCUCAACCCAAAAUAUAUUUGCUCCUGGAGAGAGGUUCAUCCAAGUCUCCGAUCUUAUGUUUCCCUCCGACCUGGUUCUCUGCGGUAACAUGCCCAGCUAA
Messenger RNA from Nannizzia gypsea CBS 118893, 1431 nucleotides. RefSeq lists its product as hypothetical. Bases 1 to 1431 code for a protein of 476 amino acids. The transcript has 3 exons. Lineage: Eukaryota; Fungi; Ascomycota; Eurotiomycetes; Onygenales; Arthrodermataceae. The record is from RefSeq and is a predicted model, not a curated record.